Messenger RNA from Prorocentrum cordatum, 342 nucleotides. The record is from the annotation of a GenBank genome assembly. Lineage: Eukaryota; Dinophyceae; Prorocentrales; Prorocentraceae.
UCGCCAGAUGGCGCUUGCGCCGCCAACGUGCGCAACGGGCUGAUGAUCAAGGACUCGGACUCGCUGAUCCCUGUGGAGGGCCCCGACCAGAAGCGCGCGCGGCUCGAGCAGAAGUACAGCGUUCUCCCCAGGACCCUGAACUACGAGGUCUGGUUCGAUCUCAUGAAGAAAUCGGAGGUUGCGGCUGCUGGCGGCGACGAGAAUCAGGCGGUGACGACUCUCCUGAAGAAAGCGCUGAUGGCGGCGGUCACCAAUCAGCUGUGGCCCAUCGCCGUCGACAUGCUGGAAGGCGGCCUGCAGGGCGACCUCGCUGCGAGGGAAUCGCACAAGAAGGAGGACGAG